Messenger RNA from Hypomesus transpacificus, 5760 nucleotides. It is a transcript of the gene cc2d1b, whose product is annotated as coiled-coil and C2 domain containing 1B. The transcript has 25 exons. The coding region runs from base 159 to 2771 and encodes 870 amino acids. NCBI's taxonomy places the organism in Eukaryota, Metazoa, Chordata, Actinopteri, Osmeriformes, Osmeridae. The record is from RefSeq and is a predicted model, not a curated record. Gene Ontology annotation, biological process: regulation of transcription by RNA polymerase II. Gene Ontology annotation, cellular component: nucleus. Gene Ontology annotation, molecular function: DNA-binding transcription repressor activity, RNA polymerase II-specific; RNA polymerase II cis-regulatory region sequence-specific DNA binding.
ACGCCAAACCCAUGCCAUACCUGCCGGUUGUACCAUCUCUCUCCUGAGUAGCGGAAUAACUGGAUAGUCUGAGCAAAAUAAGGUGAAUGACUGGGAGUAUUUAGGGACGAGUGGAAAUUCGUCCUGUCUUGGCUUGAGGGUUAAACAAGUAGCUGAAUAUGUUUGGUAAAAAGAAACGGCCACCGGUGGCUAAGGGGUCAGGUGCUGCUGCAGCAAAACAGAUGGGUUUAUUUUUAGACUUCAACCCAGAGGACAUGAUUGGUAUGGAUCAAAACCUGGAUGACCAAGACCUGGAGGCUGAAUUAGCUGCCAUCACAGGGACAACAACCACUGGUGGUGACAGGUCAAAACAGAAGGUUAAGACUCCCCUACCAAUGGAGGACAUAGCGAGAAUGGCAGAGGAGUGUAUGAAAGACUAUGAGGAUGAGGACGAUGAAGAUCUGGAGGAUGAUGAAGAUUUACUGGCUGAGCUACAGGAUGUUGUGGGUGUGGAGGAAGUUGAGGAUGCCGUUACCCCAACCUCUACUGCCUCUGCUGAAACACCAGAAUCACCACUGCAGGUGCAAACAACAGGGGUCCCUUCAACCCCAGGAAGUCUCCAACACACCCUGGAGGAAAGAGUGGCCAUGUAUAAGACUUCCCUGAGCAACGCCAAGGCCUCAGGGGAGUCGUCUAAAGCUAGGAGAUACGACAGGGGCUUAAAGACCCUGGAGUCCAUGCUGGCCUCAGUUAAAAAAGGGGGAAAGGUUGACGAGGCAGAAAUCCCUCCACCUUUAGCCUGCAGUGGCCCAGGUGCACCCUCCAGACCCCCUGUCCCUCCACGGCCCUCAGCUCUGGUCACAGCAGACCCCGAGUCCACACCUCCACAGCAACAGGUGGCGCCAGAGGCUGGUGUUGCAACGCCAUCUGUUUCACCCGAGGUUGAACCCAGCAGUGAGGAGAAGCAGUUGUCCAAUGCCUCCCUGGUUACUGUGGGCAGCCAGCCCACUUCAGAGGAGAACACUGGUCAGGCCCACUCACCCGUUGGAGACACAACCAAGGAAAUGCUUGUGGAACGUCAGAGAGAGUAUAGGAUGGCUGCUCUAAGAGCAAAGCAGCAAGGGGACAUUGAGCAAGCCAAGCUGUACAUAAGGACCGGCAAGAGGUUUGAUGCGGUGAUCGAAGCCCUGGAGAAGGGCCAAGGUGUCGACCUGAGCGGCCUGCCUCCCUCCCCGGCGGAGGGAAAGAGCCCCGCAACACCUGCCCCAGUGAAGCAACCCUCCCCUGGGCCAACUGCUAAUUCCACCCCCCCUGCAUCAACACCAACAGCCGUCUCCAGCCCCACCCAGCCCAGGGAUGUCCUGGAGGCUCUGGAGCAGAGGAUGGCCAGGUACCAGGAAGCCUGCGCCCAGGCCAAGGCCAGCGGGGACGAGCGGAAGGCCCGCAUGCACGACCGCAUCGCCAAGCAAUACCAGAGUGCCAUAAGAGCCCACAAAGCAGGAAAAGCUGUGAACUUUGAGGAGCUUCCCGUCCCCCCAGGCUUUCCUCCCAUCCCUGGCCAGAAGGGGGCAGAACCUGAGCAGGGAUUUGCUGCUGUGCUCGAGGCCGCCAAUAAGCUGGCAUCCACAGAAGCUGCUGAGAUGGGGGAGGAAGAGGGAGAUGAAGGGGCGGAGAAAGAACCAGAGGAGACUGCUGUUCCAGACAAGCCAAAGAAGCCUAUGUUGGCCGUGCCCCCCACAGCACAAGGCCCCGGGAGGACCCCCUCCCCAGAAAGAACCUCCAAGCUGGAUGGCCUCUCUCCCACUGCGGUUCAGCAGCUGGACUUCCUGGAGGGCCGCAGGAAGCAGUACAUGAAGGCGGCCCUGCAGGCCAAACAGAAGAACGACAUGGAUCAGGCCAGGCAGCUUCUGCGCACUGCCAAGGGCUUUGAGCCCAUGAUCGAGGCAACUCGUAGUGGCAAGACUGUGGACAUCAGCAAGGUGCCAUCGCCCCCUGGUGACGAAGACGAGGACUUCAUCCUGGUGCACCACAGUGACGUCCAGAUCUCGGAGAAGGCCGAGGAGGUCUACACUCAACUGGCCAAGAUCUUGAAGGAGCAGUAUGAGAAAUGCAUGACUUACUCCAAGCAGUUCACCCACCUGGGUAACAUCACAGAGACAACCAAGUUCGAGAAGAUGGCUGCCAGCUGUAAAAAGAAUCUGGAGAUUCUGAAGUUGUCUCAGUCCAAAGGCCUGGAUCCUCCCAAACAUCAUUUUGAAGAGAGGACAUACCACACUGUCCGGAUCUUCCCAGAUCUGAGCAGCACUGAGAUGGUGGUGGUCAUCGUUGGGGCGAUGAAUCUACCUGCUCCCGCAGGUAUACAAACAAAUGACCUGGAUGCCUAUGUCAAGUUUGACUUUCCAUACCCCAGUACGGAGCAACCCCAGAAACACAAAACGUCUGUCAUCAAGAACACUAACUCACCAGAGUACAACCAGAGCUUCACGUUAAACAUCAACCGCAACCACAGAGGCUUCAGGAGAGUGCUGCAGUCCAAAGGGCUCAAACUGGAGGUGCUGCACAAAGGGGGCUUCCUGCGCAGCGACAAGCCUGUCGGGACGGCCCAGGUGAAGCUGGAGAAGCUGGAGACUCAGAGUGAAAUCAGGGAGAUUGUGGAGGUAAUGGACGGUCGUAAGUCCACAGGGGGUCGUGUGGAGGUAAGGGUCCGUCUGAGGGAGCCUCUGAGUGGACAGGACCUUCAGACCACCACAGAACGCUGGCUAGUCCUAGACCAGUCUCAGGUUCUUCUCUAAGUGAUACUGCUGCAACUGGGACGUAAUCUCUAACUGGAUGAAGAGAGAAGGAGUACAAGAGGAAGAGAGUAAUGAAAGUGAUGGUCUGAUGUCAUGGCUAGCAUGUUGAAUCCUCCUGUUUCUGGCUUCUUGACACAGACCAACACAGGUCUUUUACUUUGAAAAUGUUUGCACACUGAAAUACACAAAGCCCCCCCCCCCUCCCAACCUGAUACUGCUGCCCAUAGUUUAUAUAUAAUGGCAUCUAUGCACUAAUACCAAAGUAAUCACUGUUGCUGUAAGAUCCUGCAUAUUUUAAAUGGCUUAAGCUGCCAAACAGGUUAUGCUAAAGAAGGAUGUGAGAUUCUUCUUUUCAAUGUUGUUCCCAGGACUGGUAUUGCUUUCCUCCAGGAGCAUAUCCACAGUGCUUUCAAAACAGCAAAAUGGCAGGUGCUCAGGCAAGAGCUUAGUACCUUUACAGAUGUGUAGUAUCGUUUGUUUACUCAAACAAGCAACUCACUAACUGACACAACUUAAAAGGUAAUAUAGUAGCUGAAUUGUACUUAUGUGGCACUUGGCACUUUGGAUUCAACAGAUGUUUGUGCUCAAUGUUGUGCUCCAGAUGGACUCAUGACAUGUUACUAAACUGCACAUUUAAAAAAUGUAUCUUUUGGUUGUGUUUUCUUUGAACAAACUAAUGGGUUUAUGCACUGUACAGCAACAAGUUGUAUACAUUGGAAUCAUAGUAGUAUAUGGAAUCAGGAAUAUAUGAUGGUAUGAUUGGAAUUAUAGUAUAUCUAACCUUAUCUUGAGAAUUCAUUUGUUUGUGCAAAUUCAGAUUUGGAAAUCAAAAUUUCAUAAGCCAUAAUAUUUAUCAAAAUGUCUGAGCCAAGUAAUUAUUUUCUUUACUGAUAUACCUCAUCAGAAACUUGCUAACUCAUGAUACUGUGUUAAAAGUGUGGUCUUACAUUUCCCUUGUUUUGCAUCUUUGACUGUUCAGACAUCAGUUAAGUUAUCCUUCUACCCCUCUUCGUUUGAAAGUAUAUGACUUUCAAUGUUUCUUCCAUAAGAAUUUUGCCUAAAAGUCUGUGUAGGUAUUCAAGAAUGUUAGUGUAGUAUUGUUCUUCAGGCUACUCAGUAGAAUGAAACCAUUAGACAGUAAAUGGGUAAUCUUUUCUUUCAGUUUGCCUCUUCACGUGUCUGAAUUUCUUCUCUCAACUAAAGGCAAUGGGUACUUUUUUUCUUUUACCCUGAAUAAACUUUCUACCGGUCUAUUCUAUAGAUAACGUAAUGCUGCUUCCAUCAUCACCUGUUAACAUAAUAACAGCAGCAAAAAAGCAGAAUUUUCUAUAAGUUUUAUUAUACAUAUACUACAGUUUUUGAUAAAGACUGCUUUUAUUGACAUUUGUAGUGUACAAUAAAGAAAAGAUGUACAGGGUUUUUGGCUUUUCAUUCAUAUAAUUUCUUCAUUGAUGUUGAUGUAAAAUAAAAACUAUUUACUUGAAACUCAACUUUCAGGAUUAUAUGAAUGGAUAUUUGAUUGGAAUGGAUCCACAGAACACAAAUAGUGAGAUAAUUUAGCUCUCCAUAAUCGCAAGUUCAUUUGUUUCUAUAAGCAUGCAGUGUUCAGAGUUCUGGCAAUGUCCUUAAUCAUUGAAUCAAAAGCUACUACCAAGAAAACAAUUGCACCUUUUGGAUAUAGGGUAUUGCACACUUACCAAAAUAAUUUAUGGAAAACCACAUUUGACCUUUAGGAAAUUUACCUGGAGGAAAAAUAAGACUUGAGAUUUCUCUUCUUGAAGUCACAGGUUUAUAGCCAUAUUCACAAUAUCAUAAAUGUCCACUGACUUACAUAGAGGGCAGUAGUGGAGACACUGAUAUGACAUGUAAAACACAACUCAGGCAGAGAACUGGAGAAUAUUAGAUAUUUCUAUUACCAGUCAUCUACGUUUCCUUAAACCCAGGUCAUAACACUGAAAUGUUUGAUAAAUGCCUUUCAUGAUGGCUACUCUAUACAGCAAUUAAAGGCGUUACCAAAAGACAUCCUCAAUGCAUUGGGUCUUAAGCAGAUUUUUUACGUGAUGAUUGUCUUUUUGUCUUGGUGCACCCAAUUAUGUGGGUGUACUGGCUGUCUGGUGUAAUGAUAAGGUAUAAAGUAUUGUUUAGUUUAAAAUGCCGGACACAACCAGAAUAAUAAUACAUAUUAUAGAAUAUGCACUGAUUUGUAACCUUUGAAUUCAGUUUUAUGAAUUAACUUGAAGAUGGGAGAUAUUAAACGUUUCACAAAUGUCAGAUGUGUUAAAUAUAUGUUCCAUACAUGGUUUCUGCUUAUUUGCCAAUUAGCAACAAUAAUCCACAAAUCUGUAAAAACAAACACAAAAAAAUUACGCAGAAAUACUGCUUUUUUCAGCAACAGGAGAAAUACAUUCUUGUCUUUUCAAAGGGUGGGGCCCUGAAAGAUCUUUGAGCCAGAGGUUGAAAUGAUAUUUUAGUAGCUAUAUUUAAACACAUUGUAGACACUCACAAGUUAAAUCAGGAUUUACUUUUUAUGAACAAGGGUCUCAAUUUAUAUCUGUAGUUAAACUUCUGAUUGCUUCAGGCACUGUGGCUGCCCCCUACUCCAGUCUGUCUGGUGGUUUUUGUGUCAUUCUCCUGUAAAUGGCUUAGAAUCCAGUGCACUGCUUCUGCAUUUUUUACAGUUCUGUAUUCUGCAUGUCAGUUCAAUAAUGUUUGUCAAAUCUGUCACAUCAGAUCAUUUUAAAACUGCCGUUACGUCCCACACGUCUGUGCACACCAUACUAAACCAGGGAUCCCGAUGCUUCCAGGGCAGUGGAAGCUGAGGGAGAAGCAUGUUGGUGUGAAUGACAGCUUCCUCUGUUUUUGUCAUUGAAAGAGGAUCUCGGAUGGGGCUUAUGAAUGGUGUUGAAAAUACCUUUGUCAUCCUUGAGGUCCAUUUCUUCUUUUUAUAUAUAUUUGUAAGUAAAGCAUCAAAACCUUUUUUUUUUUUUUU